Molecule: messenger RNA, 1188 nt
Organism: Seminavis robusta
Lineage: Eukaryota; Bacillariophyta; Bacillariophyceae; Naviculales; Naviculaceae
Source: the annotation of a GenBank genome assembly
GGUUCCCACAAAAAUGAGCAUGACGUCAGCAAAAUGUUGUCUCCAACCAUUUUCCCACUUUCACUUUUACCGCCUACAGACCAAACACCCCGCGCUCGAUCGGGUUGCAAUGGAGGAUGCCUCUUGCUGCUCCUGCUGAUCCUACUGAUGAUGAUGAUGCCACAAGUGAUGGAGACAAGGCAUCGAAAGUAGCCAGUCCAAGGCGCGGCCAAGUUGGUGUCCAACUGCAAGUGGAAACAGAGAAUGGCCAAAGUAAGACCACUGUGGAAGAAUGCCCCGUCUAUGUGGUGGGAAACCUGAGAGAUCUGGGCACCCAAAAUAAGGAUGUGCAUGAGAAGGUGCAAGUGUUUGACUUUGAGGAUUUUUCCAUGACAGACCACGAAACUGGAAACGAGAUUUCAUUACGAGAGCACAUGGAACAAGUCAAACCUCGUUUGGAAGCCACGGACGACGACGACCAAAAAGACUGCUGUGAUGAUCCUGAUGGAACAGCAACAACAAGUCCACAACAGGAUGACGAUGACGAUGAUGACAACUGGGACUAUGUCAGCAGUGAAGAUAUUCGCGAAGAAACUCUGCGAGGACUGCAUGAUGUCUUUUUGCCUAUCGUGCGGCAGGUGCUUGUUGAGCAACACGACAAAUACCAAUUCUACAAGUCUGGAUUGAAACAGUACCACCAACAAGACUAUCGAUUGAAAAUUAAAAAGUAUGCCAAACCAAGUCUACGCAACGCAUCUGAUCAAUAUGCCAAUUAUCUGCACAAUGAUGCUUGGAUCGUAGCCGGUGACAAUAAUGAUGUACCACCGAUUGCCAUGAUCAAUGUCUGGUUUGUCUUGAAUGACACUCCCCCCGACAAUACACUCGUCUUUUUGGAAACGACUGCCUCCAAGACAUUGCAAUCGCACAUGUUGCACGCCACGGCCGCUCAAAUUCGCAAUGAAACGGUGGUCUAUGAUGAAUCCUGUAGGACGUGGGGAUCAUUUUAUCUGUUUGUGGCGGGACAACGGAAUGUGUCGGAGCGAGUCUUGUUGCACGGGGCCAUGAAUGUGAACAACACAAAUAAUAGUACAGGCGUUGUCCGACGAUCGGUGGAAAUGCGGUACACGGUACACGAAACGUAGUCUAGCUAGAACAGCUCGACCAUCAUGACUUACGCCAAACUAUUUGCGAAUUAUUUAUUCCUCCGUC